UAUUAUAUAAAUAGAUAAACAAAGAGCGGGGAGUUGAUCUUUUGCCACGAUGAUGAGAUGUAUGAAUGGUCUGAGAUUUAAUUCAUUAUAGUGCAAAAUAUCAGUAUUGAAGGACCACGCUAUCAAGUUGGUGCAGUGUGUUACGGUUUCAGAUACCAACAAAAUGGAAGUUUGUGAGGAACAAGGUUUUUUUCAUCAGGAUUACGACAAAUUUCGUGCGACGAUCAGCGAACGCGAAUUCCAAGCAUUCUCUCACAUGGAACAUGACGAACAACGGGUUCGCUUUGUGAAUGAAGUGCUCGGACAACGUUGCAAGGAUCUUUGGAAAUUUAAGCGACAAAAUGAGUGUGGAAAAAAUCUUCCGGAGGCAUGGGAACAGAAGGAUUUGGGAGAUCAAGCGCUGCAAUAUAAACAGUGGAACGAUGCACUGAAGCAUUUCAACAAGGCCAUGCUUUUGAUGCCGUCCGACAAUGAUCUAGAAAAGUCGAUCGUUUUAGCUAACCGUUCCGCAGUAUUAUUUCGUCUGAAUAAAUUCGAAGAAGCUCUACAGGAUAUCGAUUUAUCCAUCCAUCUGGACUACCCCAAAUGCAUGCAGUAUCAAUUAUCGGAACGCAAGGCACGUUGUUAUCUCGGACUGAGGGAUCUACCUGCUGCUCUUGAGUUUUAUAGGGAGACAUUCACAGCACUAAAAUACUCGGAUUUGGGUCCAGAAAUGCAAACAAAAAUGAUCUCUGACACCGAGAAAUAUAUUGAGGAUUUAGAGCUUCGUAUUGCAAACGUAAAAAAGUAUCUAGAGCCUGUUAAGCACAGUUUGGUUAAAAAGUUCGUAGCCUAUAUAGAUAAAUCAGUAUUUUUUGAUCAUACUGAAGGUGAGGGUAGAUUUGCUUGUACAAAGGCAGAUUUGAAACCUAAUCAAUUGGUGCUUAAGGAGUUACCACACGCUUCAGUAGUUAUUACUGAAUGCAGUUCAACGCAUUGCGAUCAUUGCUGCCUUCGAGUGGAUGUUCUCUUCUGUUGUCCGAAAUGUGUAGAUGUUGUAUUUUGCUCUCAGCGCUGUCAGGAGACAGCUUGUUCUAGUUACCAUAGGUACGAAUGCGGAUGUCUACAAUAUUUAAGGAACUCUGGUGCAAAUGUUGUGUGCAUGCUAGCUCUGAGGAUCGUAACGCAAAAAUCUUUUGACUAUUUUUAUGAACUCAAAGAUGAACUGAAGCAACUAGAAAGUGAGAAAACUGACGGUCACCCGACUGACGACUACAGACGAGUGUACAAUUUUGUCACCCAUUCUGAGCAAAGAACUACUGAGGAUUACCUCAAAUGGACUCUAAUGGCAGCGUUUCUGAAUGCGAUUCUUAAAACGGCUAGUUUUUAUGAAAAGGAUUCGUUAGAUGAAUUCAUCGGCACUAUUUUGCUUCAUAACAUGCAAAUAGUAACGUACAGCUCACACGAAAUUUCUGAACUGCAACGCAGAAAAGAACAGGAUUCGGGAAAUUCUGUUUGCAUUGGAGCUGCUCUUUACCCAACGCUGGUGUUGUUCAAUCACUCGUGCGACCCUGGAAUAACCAGAUACUUCAUCGGGAACGCAGUGCAUGUACGAACCGUCAAAAAUAUCUCAGCUGGUUCGAUGAUUGCCGAGAAUUAUGGGCAGUUAUUUGUGAGAUCUGAACUGUUGGAAAGGCGAUAUUCCUUAAAAUCCACAUACAAAUUCGACUGCAACUGCCAGGCGUGUGAUGAAAACUGGCCUACGUUUUAUGAAAUGAGACCCGACAUGUUGAGGUUUAAAUGCACAGGAAGCAAAUCAUGCAACAAUGCUUUGGUGUUCACUAAUAAUUCACCACAAAUAAUGAAGUGUAAAAAAUGUGGAGAGGUGACUGACAUCGAAAGCUGCUUCCAAUCGUUGAAGGACAUAGAUAUGUUGAAUCAGUACAACGAAGCUACUCGUCUUUAUCAACAGCGAGAAUAUGACAGAGCGCUGUCUAAAUAUGCAGCCAUUAUGAACGCAUUAGAUCAAGUUCUGGUUCAGCCUUAUCGCGAGUAUCAUCUUUGUCAACAAGGAAUCCGGAGAUGUUCAUUGGAAUUGGGAAAUAAGUACACGGAAAGAUCGUAAUUUGUUUAAAAAUUAUUUCUUUGUUUUUUUUUCGUGAUGUAAUUUGAUUCCGUACACCCUUUACUAAGUAGUUUGUAGGUAAAACGUGGAGUAGUGAGAAGUAUUCUGACAGAAUCGAUAUAUUAUCAUCACCUGUUUGUACCUUACCUUUGUUGUACAAGAUUAGGAAUGUCUACAUCCAACAAACCCAGCGAAUAAACAUACUCGAUUGAGCACAUAUGGAAAACACGUGCAAGGUGGAUCACAGAAAUACUGUGUGGAACAUUUUUGUUAUCGAAAACUUUUGUACAUUCAAAAUUAGCUAAUACGUUGAAAAUAAAAGGCUCACUAUUGCCACCUACUCGAUUGUUCUCAUCAAUCUUACAAAACGUUACACUUCGUUCCGGAACGACAACAUUGUUUUCUUGUCUAUUUGUAGAAUAACUAGAACUUUUGUUCCAUAAGGCGACGGAAAGCAAACUAGCCCAAAUAAAAUUCAUAUUGU
Molecule: messenger RNA, 2588 nt
Organism: Malaya genurostris
Lineage: Eukaryota; Metazoa; Arthropoda; Insecta; Diptera; Culicidae
Product: SET and MYND domain-containing protein 4-like
Exons: 5
Coding region: 164-2104 (646 amino acids)
Molecular function (GO): protein binding
Source: RefSeq, a predicted model, not a curated record